Molecule: messenger RNA, 873 nt
Organism: Sphenostylis stenocarpa
Lineage: Eukaryota; Viridiplantae; Streptophyta; Magnoliopsida; Fabales; Fabaceae
Source: the annotation of a GenBank genome assembly
AUGCAGGUUAAUAAAUGCCAAUGGUGUGAAAAACAAGAGAAGAAACAAGAUCAACACUUUCCUGGUUUUCUCUGUAGGGAGUGGGGGAAUGCAGAAAAGGACAAUGAACAAGUUCAAGGGGGAACAUGCAUAUAUCCCAAGUUACAAGGAUCGUUGAAUGAACAAAGAUGGUAUGGCCAUGGGAUGAAGUGGGGUGAGACUGGAUGGGACGGAAGUGACAAUAUGGCUGAGUUUGUCCUUGAAAAAGUUAUCGGGAAUUUGAGUUCACUCGUUCGAAAAGAGUUGGGACUAUUUCUGGGUUUUGAUCAAGACUUGGAGAGACUUGCUAGCUUGUUCACUGCAAUCAAGGCUACGCUUGAAGAAGCUGAGGAGAAACAAUUCUCAAACAAAGCUAUAAAGGAUUGGCUGGAAAAGCUAAAAGAUGCAGACAUUCUGGAUGACAUCAUUGAUGAGUGUGCAUAUGAAGCAUUGAGGUUGGAGUACCAAGGGGUCGUCAAGUGUGGUCUAUCAGACAAGGUACGAAGCUCUUGCUUAUCCUCUUUUCAUCCCAAAUAUGUUGUUUUCCGCUACAAAAUUACUAUGAAAAUGGAAACGAUAAGUGAGAGAUUAAAGCAAAUUGCUGUUGAAAGGACUAAUUUUCACUUGACUGGGAGGGUUCCUGAGAGAAGGAGCGGAGUCCUUGAGUGGCGGCAAACCACCUCAUUGAUCCCUGAACCACAAGUCUAUGGAAGGAAAGAAGACACUGAUAGAAUUGUAAACUUUUUAAUUGAUGAUGCUUCUCAUUUCGUGGAUUUAUCGGUCUAUCCAAUCAUUGGUCUAGGUGGACUUGGAAAACAACACUUGCCCAAUUCAUCUUCAACCAUGAGAGGAUAA